AUGACUUUGACCUUGAGGAGUCAGAGAACUGCAAAUAUGAUUCACUCACAGUGUUUGGAGACAUUGAUGGCAAGGAUGAAAUAGCUUUCGUUAACUGUUGGAUGUGUGUUCACGAGAGAGUGGCGUUCCAGCAGAUGACAUAGGACGAAGGCUUGAGGGUGAGUAAUUAAUGGGGUAUUUUUCCAUCCCUUUAAAGAUUUUGCACUGCGCCAUUAUGGGAAAUGUAGUCUUCAAGUGCUCUGCUCUUUCAAUUUUGUGUUUUGUGGUUGUAUGUGGCGUGAGCAUUCCUCCACCUGUUCUCAGCUAUGGUCGCAUAAUGCUUCUACAGUUUAGCACAGACAACACCAUCUCUGCCCGUGGUUUCAACGCCUCCUUUUUUUUUAUCAGCAAAAAAGAUCUCAGAGAGACUGCGUUUAAAGAUCAGGGGGAGGAAGCAGAUGAUGACAGCAGAGUUAUCUUUCAACAUUUACUGGCUGCUCCGUAUGGAAUGCCUGACAUCUUUGAUACCUCUGGACUGGACGCCCCAAGGACAACAGAGGAUGAUGGGAAACUGUCGUGGCACGUGAGCAUUAGUUUGGAAGCAGGUUAUGAAUGCAGUGGGGCGAUCCUCCAGUUGCAAUGGAUCCUUACUGAUGCACACUGUGUCUAUAACCUGGAAGAACGAUAUUUGAGACUUUUAUCAGUGACAGCAGGAGGCUCAAAGAAACAGAUCCGUGACGUGAUUAGUGUAUUUGUACACCCUCAUUACAGCCAAUUCUCUCUCGACUACAAUGUGGCUUUGCUUAAGCUGAGCUCUCCGUUAAAUCUCAGUGAAAGUACGCAGCCUGUCUAUCUACCCUCUGCUGGACAGGAAAUCCCACCCUCCCUCCAUUGCUGGGCUCCAGUGUGGACCAGCCAAAUGUGUACGUCACCCGUCUGCCUUCACAAGUUGACCGUUGUGAUGGUUACACAAUAGUCUGGCUGAUAUCUGUGUGUGUGUGCAAACAUGACAUUUCAUGACUACUUGUUGAAUAAAUUGAAAGCUGACCUAGUGUUGAACUGUGAGCUUCAGGUGAAUGUUAUGCACCCUUUUAAGCAGGACAUGGGCAGCGCAGACCUGUACGGCUAAAAAUAACAGUAGUGCAACGAGCGGUGUGUGAACAACGCCACAGAACUAGAUUGACACCUACAAUGCUAUGUGCUGGACUGAGCAGUGGAGAAUCA
Molecule: messenger RNA, 1203 nt
Organism: Cyprinus carpio (common carp)
Lineage: Eukaryota; Metazoa; Chordata; Actinopteri; Cypriniformes; Cyprinidae
Gene: ovch2
Product: ovochymase-2
Exons: 6
Coding region: 170-955 (261 amino acids)
Biological process (GO): proteolysis
Molecular function (GO): serine-type endopeptidase activity
Source: RefSeq, a predicted model, not a curated record